AUGCUAUGCCACUUCAAUGGUACUCAGCUGAUCGCAGUGCUCCCCCCACUGCUGGUGUCAGAGUUUGUUUUGGGGGUCUUUGGAAAUGGUCUGGCUCUGUGGAUCUUCUGGUUCCACCUGAAACCCUGGAAAAGCAGCACAGUGUUACUCUUCAACCUGGCCAUGGCUGAUUUUUUGCUCAGUGUGGCUCUGCCUUUUAGAGCCAGCUACUACAAUUCUGGGAUUAAGUGGAAUUUUGGUGGAGCUCUGUGUAACAUCUGCCUCUUCAUGCUGGCGAUGAACCGCAGCGGCAGCACUAUCUUCUUAAUGGCGAUCGCUGUGGACAGAUACAUGCGUGUGGUGCAUCCUCAUCAUCCCAUCAACUCUCUGAGUGUCUCCAAAGCCAUGUGUGGAGCUCUGCUGCUGUGGCUGCUCACUUUCUCCAUGACAGCUCAUGUCUUCUCUUUGCAACAUAUCAACACAACCUACUGUGAGAGCUUCAUGAUUGAGACUCAGCCCGGACAUAAUCUGACCUGGCAUAAGUUUGCGUUCACUUUUUCCUUCUAUAUGCCUCUGCUUGUGAUCCUUUACUGCACAGUCCACAUUAUUGUCCACCUGAGGAGGAGGCACAUGGACCGGGAUGUAAGGAUUAGGAAGGCUCUGUGCUUCAUCGCAGUGGUGGCAGCUCUCUUCAUCAUCUGCUUCCUUCCAAGUAACAUCGUGCAGCUGCUGAUCUGGAUCAAAACCCGCAAGUUAUCCGGCAGCAAGAAAGAAUCUGAGGUCUGCCAGGCUUUGGAAGACCUGACCGCGGCUUUUUACAUCACCAUCAGCCUGACCUAUCUCAACAGCGCACUGGAUCCCGUGGUUUACUACUUCUCCAGCUCUAAUUUCAAGAACAUCUGCAGGAAAGCUCUCCGCCUGCCCCUCGCAGACACCGUAGAGAGCACAGAGAGGAAAUCUCGAGACACGGGCUCCCAGACACUCAGCCAGCUGUGA
Messenger RNA from Xyrichtys novacula (pearly razorfish), 975 nucleotides. NCBI's taxonomy places the organism in Eukaryota, Metazoa, Chordata, Actinopteri, Labriformes, Labridae. The record is from the annotation of a GenBank genome assembly.